UCGAGGCGAAAUUUAUUGUAUCUGCAGUUGAGGACGACGACGACAUGUCUGAAAACAGAAACUGAUGCAGCUUGCUUUUCUUCUAAUCGUUUUUAAUAUGACAGUGACAGAAAAAGCCGUAUUGCGUCUGAGAAAAAGAAAGAUAACAUCAAUCACGCUGCUUUUAGGAUUGAUCUGUUAUGAAUAGAGCACAUUUUUCUAAUUUCUGCUUUUGGAAAGUGCAGUUUAAUACUAAUCCCUUCGAGUCACACUCUGCCAUAAAGAAAAAAUGUUUGUUCAUCUGUAUGAAAUAUUCACCUUUGAAGAAUUGCAGUAAGCAAAUUAUUGGCUUAAUCGCAUGAUGUUAUAUCCGGUUUUCUCUUCGUGAACAUGAUGUAAUCAAGGAAAAUCAUUUAUGCUCAGUUAGACAUCGACCUUUUCAUUCAUUUCUCACUUCUGUGGAUUUCUAUUCUGAGAUUUGACACAAUUAAGAUGCCUAAUUGAGUCUGUACAUCAGAAAACUGCUGACAUAUCACCGGAACAAAAAAAUAAAAUUAGUUUUGAGUUGCUGGAAAAUGAUUUUCCGUAUUCAACACAGUCGAUAACCCAGAAGAUUUUCUGUUUUUGUCCCGAGGUACUUCCGAGACUUUCAGAAAAAUUUUGAAACAAAAUGGCACAAAAAGAUUUCUAUGGGAAUAUAAUAUUAGUUUGAAAAUUUUUCCUACAGUGUCCGACGCACCUCGGGCCAAAAAUAGAAAAACUUCGGAGUUAUCGAGUGUGAUGACCAAGAAAAACCACUUUUGAGUGACUCAAAACGAAUUUUAUUUUUUUUCCGGUGAUAUGGACUAGUGUGCAUUCUCAAAGAAAAAACACUGCCUUUUGAUACCUGAUUUUUCUGCAAAAGAAGAUACAUUGUAGAACGUUGUACAGAUGCUCUUCAUCCAUUAACCGUAGAUAAAUAACCAAAACAUUCUUUUUCUUCACACACGCAUAACUAUAGUCACAUUUUCAGCAUUUCAUGUGGAAAACCGCUGAUACUUUGUUAUAUUGAAUAUUAAUAGUUUCGUUUGAAUGAUUCUUUUUAAUUCGUUUUAAACGAUAGUAAAUCAAACAAUAUAUAUUGGUUUUUUCAAAUCUGUUCGUUAUAUCUGCAUGAGUGGAAAUUGAGUAAAAGCGUAUGCUAAAAAAGAAAGUUAAAAGGAUAUUUUUUCACAACAUUCUAACUAAUGAUUAUGUGUAACAUACGAUAUAGAACACAUGAAAAAACAUCGGAAGAAGGUGAUAAAGAAUCACUUAACAAUUUACAGUAAUGAUCCAUUCUAUUAGGACUUAGUUUCUAUACAAGUAAUUAACAACUGUUAACAAUCAGAAGACUACAUAGCACUAAUUCAUUGCAGCUAUCGUUUUGUGUAUCAACAAUGUCAGACAAGGUCGGUACGGUCAAAAAUGCUACACGAAUGAUAAAGAAACUUACAUACCACUAAUUAAUAUCUUUAAUCAGGCUACAUUUUAAAACAUCAUAAAUAGAGCUAAAGUUGAGUGCCACGGUUUCUUAUAUAAUGGUCAAGUUUCUUCAAAUCAUGACAUUACUACUGAAUAGGACUAGUGUCGAAAAAAUUGUACAGCACUAAUUCAUUGCAGCUAUCGUUUUGUGUAUCAACAAGGUCGGUACGGUCAAAAAUGCUACACGAAUGAUAAAGAAACUUACAUACAAGAAAUUCAGACGUUGGUUGUUAGUAACAGACAAAUUAAAUGUCAAGCAAAUGUCUUUUAUCGUUAUCUAGAAAAAUUAAUUAAUUGGAAAAAGCUAACAUUGUUAAACCCAAAUGAAAGCGAAUUAUGCUUGUAUACAGAAAAAUUAAGGAAAAUGAAACAUUUAGAAGAAUUCAUUGUUACUUCUACUUUAAUCACUUCUAUGCUUGAUAUUGAGGGAGAUUUGAUAAUCAAGAAUAUUUUAAGUGAUAAUCAUUCAUUAACUACAAUCUGCACAUAUGAUGGAUUUAGCACAAAUGUACAAUUUUGACACCCGUAAAACUUCGGCUUUCGGGAGGGUCUCUGGAAAUGUUGGAACUCAAAACCCGCUUGGAACCAAAUUUUUCUUCCAUUUGUAGAAACUAAAUAUGAGAUUUUAUAGUCAUUUUGUUGUUAGUGAAAGGAUGAAUCUGUGGAAAAUUCACUGACGAAAGGCUGAAACGGUUUGUGAAUAUCAGGGACAUACAGAGCCACUACAGAAAACAUUUGAGCCUUUAACUCCUUGUUUCAAAAAAGUUACGAAAUUUUUAAUUUUCCCGUGUUUCAGUGGGAAAAGUCAGAAAGAUGUCUUUAGCUUUUGAACAAAGAGCCGUGGGCACGAACGGUUUUAGAGUUUUCUUAUUCUCGGCAUGGUCUACCUAUGGCCAAAAUAUGGGGCUGAAAGCGCCGAAUCAGUUCCCUCGUCAGCUGAAACAAACAAAGUUUGUUUAUUCUCUAUAUCUUUUUAGAUAUUGAUUUACAAUCUAGUAUUCAACAACAAAUUUCAAAAUUAUGUGACCUGGAAAUAUGUUACAACAUUAAUAAUUUUGAUUUUCUUUAUUGGUUACUAAUAAAAGCACCACAUUUAAAUGAAUUAUGGAUGUCAACGGACAGUAUUUUCAAAUUUGAAAACGAUCAUACACUACAUCCGUUAUGGCCGCUACUAAAUCGUAAAAUUAAACAUUUACACGUUGUACGAGCAGAUUCAGAUAGUGUAACAACUUUGCGUCUUUUGGCUCGUUUAUCAAAUUUAUUUUCGCAAUUAAAAUAUUUCGAUCUUAAAUUACGAGAUCCAUCACUAACAUUGCUUCCAGAAGUCAUUAGUGCAAUUUUAACAAACUCAAAUUACAAACAACUUGUUUGUCUCUCAAUCAAAAGUAACCAAUGUGCAAAAAUUCAAGGUUUAAAACAUCAUUAUAAACAAAUUGUAAUGGAAAUGACAAAAUUAAGUGAAAUAGAGUUUACUCUAAAAAUGCACCAGAAACGUCUAACGAUUUGA
Messenger RNA from Didymodactylos carnosus, 2989 nucleotides. Lineage: Eukaryota; Metazoa; Rotifera; Eurotatoria; Philodinida; Philodinidae. The record is from the annotation of a GenBank genome assembly.